This is a messenger RNA of Lucilia sericata (common green bottle fly), 21065 nucleotides long. Its product is annotated as nesprin-1-like. Gene Ontology annotation, molecular function: actin filament binding. The annotation marks the transcript as partial. Gene Ontology annotation, cellular component: meiotic nuclear membrane microtubule tethering complex; nuclear outer membrane; cytoplasm. The record is from RefSeq and is a predicted model, not a curated record. Gene Ontology annotation, biological process: nuclear migration. NCBI's taxonomy places the organism in Eukaryota, Metazoa, Arthropoda, Insecta, Diptera, Calliphoridae. The transcript has 11 exons.
CAGUAACGAAACGGCUUUCAGCCGCAACGGAUUGGAAAAAAAAAAUAAAUUGAAACUAUAAAAAAUAUAUAUUCAACCAACGAGUUAGAACGUUGUUUUGAAAAGAGAUGAGAAAAAGCAAAAAAAUACAUAAUGUGUAAAAGAUGAUUUUUAUUAAUUGUAUUUGAAAAGCAUUAGCAUUUGUUAUAAAAUAACAAAAUUUAAAAAAAUUGCCCUAAUGAGGCCUUAAAAAAGGAGUGAAAAAUAAAGUAGUUGAAGUGAAAAAAACCAGUUUAAAAUUGGGUUAUUAAAAUAUAAAGACUACACUUGCAUUUUAUGGAUAAUAGAAAAAAAGUAAUAGAAAUCCUAAAAAAAGUACCUAAUUAGAGAAAAAAGGAAUUGUGUAAAAAGCAAAUAGUUAAAGUGGUUUAAUAAAGUUAAAGAUUUAAUAAAAAUAUCUGUUCCAAUUAGAAAAAAAGUGUACUACCGAAAUUAAUAGUACUAGCGGUUCGUGUGUGUACUUUUGCCGGCAUUCGUAGCUUAAAGUGUAUACGAUACGAUACAUCCUAGAGGAAAAAUCAAUUUUUGUUCCGAUUACUUUUCUCUAGAGUGGAGGCAUGUUGUUUGGAUGUGUAGUGUAUGAGCCAGUGUAUUGAUUGAGUGUGAAUAAAACGUGGAGUAAAUGCUAGACGACCAUGGAUAAGACAACAGAUGAGAGACAUGAAGAAGACCCGCCACCACCAAUAAUGGGGGUGGGUGAGGCCAAGCGACCCAUACCGGCAGUGCGCAAACGUCGUUUAGGGCAAACAGCUGUUGAAACGUCAUCGACUGCAGAUGAUACUCAACCAUAUGUUAGCCAAGGCCAAAUGCAGCAGGAUUUUGAGACCAUUGAAGAAGCAAGCAAUACAGGAUUUGUGUAUGAUGACUCGAUGCAAGAGACAUCGUCUACUAUAUCCCGCACCAUAACGAAAACUAUUAGGACAACUACUUCCAGUUCCCAUGAGUAUUUGAUGGAAGAAGGUUUUGAUACCCUGGGAAGACCUAAGACACCUACCACACCUUUACGUUUAAAGCAAAAAGUGGCCAUUUAUGAAAAGGCCUGGCACUCGGGUGAGAUGGGUGGUAUAAAAAGAUCAGCGGAACAUAUGAGCCAGGAGAGCAUACGCAGCUCUACUGAUGCCACGGAUAUUGAUAUAAAUAUUGAUUCGGAUAAUCCUUUUGAUAUAGAUGUUUAUGAGAUUGAAAAACGUUUACGGGAAGAACGUAAACGUGGUCUGGCUGAAGCUGAGGCUGCCAAAUUGGCUUUUCAGCAGAUCCAAUUAAGGGCCACACCUCUAUCGCCUGCCCGUAAAGUGGAAAUACAUGAAGAACACACUGCUAGUCCUUUUAAUGUUACCCUCAAGACCACCAGUAAAAUUUCACCGGGAGCGGUAACAGGACGCAUUGAAUUAGAAGAACAUUCCCCCAAAAGUCCGUUUAAUGUAACAUUACGCACAACUCAGCGUUAUCGCAGAAAUCCUGCCACUCCAGAGGAAUUACAACAAGCAUCACCUUUCAAUGUUACUUUACGCACCACAAAAAGACAUUCCACUUCACCAAAUCCCACAGCCGUGGAUGGUAAAUUGGCCUCGGCUAGAUUCUUGGAGGGCGAAAAAACCGUUCGGGAAGUUAUAUCGGCCGAUGGAGUAAAAACCAUAGUCACCUCCUCUAUGACUAGUGAUGGUCGUAAGCAUGAGGAGAAAAUCUUUCGUCAUGGUGAGGGUUACUUCUCACCACGUGCUUCUCCUCAGCGUGAAAUGAGAGCCACUACCCCUUCGCGUUCGGUAGAUAUGACCGCUGGAGGUCGAAGGAUACUUAUAAAAUUGGAAAACGAACAGGAACAAAUGGAUAUGUAUAGUACCGAUGAUUCCUUCGAUGUAACUGAUUAUAAAGUAACAAGUGAACGUCACUUUAAGACUACUGCUGGCGGCGAAACCGUUACUCUAGAAACACCCCCUAACAUUGACAUUAUUGUUGGCACAACUAGCAACCACCCUAAACGUCGUACGGUAAGCCUGGAAACCAAACAUGAACAAAUGCCAUGGCAAACGCAACAACACUAUACCAAUACCUCUUCUACGUCCUCCUCCUCUACAGCUGCCUACACUACCAAGACUACCACGAAAAUAACAACAACGUCCCGUCAGCAACGUGAAUCAUUGGAAAGCGAUGAAACUUCUGUGAAAAAUAUCAGUAUUUCGAAAACGAUACAAUCGCAAGGUUCUACGUCUCCAGAAGAAUCGCAUAGAUUUGUAACAAAACAAACUAUUACUGGCUUGCCCCCGUCCCCAACAUCCCCCACGGUCUCCUCUAGGAUUGGUAAAUCGGUAACAAAAACAACAACGGCUACGCACAAGCUAACGAAACUAGAAAACGAAACGUCACCACCACCAGAGCAUGAAGCUUUAAGAAAACGUCUUGAAAUAGUGGGUUAUGGUCGCGACGGUCUCGGUCACGGUACUGGUGAACUCGGCUAUAAAACGGAUAAAUUACGCGAAACGCAAAGUGACGAUUCCGACACCGAAGGUGCUACAGCCAGUAGUAUUGUGAUUGUACCAACUGGCUCUUCGGUAAUACCGGCAAGUGCAAGUGUAGCAACAUCAGCAAUAACUCCAACGAAAGCUGGCGGCACUGUAAGUGCCUCUAGCAGUACUACCAGUACUUUGCAUAAGUCUCUGACUCCGACUCAGACACAACAACAACAAAGUACUACGACGACGUCUCAGACGUCCGCCAACGAAUAUCAAGAAAUCCAAUCCACAAUGGCAGCAAUACAAUUUGCACGCAGUAACUCUCAAUAUGAUACGCACAUCAAGGAGAAAAGAGAGGAGCAAGAACGUGUUCAAAAGAAAACAUUCACUAAUUGGAUUAAUUCAUACCUCUUGAAGCGUGUUCCACCGCUUCGAGUGGAUGAUUUGAUCAACGAUUUGCGCGAUGGUACAAAAUUAAUAGCACUUUUGGAAGUGUUAUCUGGCGAAAAGCUACCCGUCGAAAGGGGACGCGUUUUAAGACGUCCACAUUUCCUUAGCAAUGCCAAUACAGCGUUACAAUUCUUGGCUAGCAAACGUAUAAAAUUAGUCAAUAUCAAUCCAGCCGAUUUGGUGGAUGGGAGACCACCAGUUGUUUUGGGUUUGAUAUGGACCAUUAUAUUAUACUUCCAGAUUGAAGAGAAUAGCCGCAACCUCGAAUACUUGGGCCAUGGCAUUGGUGGUUCGGUUAGUUCUCUUGAUAGCGUGGGUAAAAACGCUAGUGAUAUGAAGGCUGAAAAAUGGAAGCAAGGUGCCAGAAAAACCUUGCUCAACUGGGUAACAAAUGCCCUGCCAAAGGAAAGUGGUGUAGAGGUUAAGGAUUUCGGUGCCAGCUGGAGGGAUGGUGUCGCUUUCUUAGCUCUCAUUGAUUCCAUAAAGGCCAAUUUAGUUAAUCUGGCUGAAUUGAAGAAGAACGCUAACAAUCGCCAACGUUUGGAAACAGCUUUCGAUGUGGCCGAAAGUAAACUAGGCAUUGCUAAACUAUUGGAUGCUGAGGAUGUGGAUGUACCUAAGCCAGACGAAAAGAGUAUAAUGACAUAUGUGGCUCAGUUCUUGCAUAAGUAUCCUGAACCCAAGGGUGCCAGCAAAGAUUUCUCGCAUAUACAACAAGAAAUCGAUGAACUCAAACGUUUCCUAAUGGAGAAAUCUGCCGAAUAUGAGCCAAUGGUAAUUGGAAAUUCUUUCCCGCGUGAUUUUGCCGAAUAUUUGAUAGCUCGUUCUGAAAUUGAUGCCCAUUUGCCCACAUAUAAUCGUUUGAAACAAUUGGUCGAAAGCCAAAGUGGUUUCUUGCAAGUUUCCCGUUCCAACUGGGAGGAUAUAAAUGUCUUGUGGCAACGUGUCCAAUAUCAAAUGAACUAUUGGCUUUGGUUAUUGGACUCUGAAUUGCCGGGUGAAUUCGGUGAGGUGGGCAAAUGGUUGGCUGAAGCCGAAAAAAUCCUUAUGGAUAAUGAUAUACCCACAGCCAUGAACGAGGAAACGGCUGCCGUUAUUUCUCGUAAACUAGAAGAACAUAAGUUGUUCUUUGCCGAUUUGCCACGUAUUGUGGCAAUGUUUGAAAAUGCCAAGAGAUCACCCUUGGCCCAGAAAAUACCCUUGGAACAAUUGCGCAAUAUGGAGCGUCGUGUGCAAGAGGUUGGCCCCAGGGCAGCCGAACGUAGAAUUAAAUUAAAGUUCCUAGAACACAAAUGCUGUUUGGUGGCAUUUUUGAAUUUGGUCGAAAACAAAAUGAAGGGUUGGACCGGUAAAUAUGGUACCGAAGAAAGAGUAGCCCAACAAUUGGAACAAUACAAGAAUUUCGUGUCUCGCAACAAGAUUUUCCAAGAAUUCCAAAAGGCUUUCGUGGAUAUGCAACAGGUGGUGGAUGAAUACAAACGUGAUGGCAAUGUCUCACGCAAGGAUAUAGUGGACAUUGAUCGUUUCAUGUAUGACACCGAAGAGCGUUGGAAGCGUGUGUCUUUGGAAUUGAAAUGUUGCCAAAACUCGCUGGAAGAGGUGGUGAACUGUUGGAAAACUUGGAAUCAAUUGAGUCCCGAAUGCGAGCAAUGGCUUAAUUUGGCCGAACAAAAAGUCAUGCAGUCCGAAGAUGAAAAGUUGAACUUCUUCCAGGACAUCAGUGUAUGGAAGGAUAAAUUUGAUGCCUUAGCCAAUGGUGCCAAUUAUUUGAUUGCCUCCUGCGAAGAAAAUAUUGCCCAUAACUUAAGACAACAACACGGUUAUUUGGCCGAACGUUUUGAAAGACUUUUCGUUAAUACUAAAAAAUAUAUGCAUGCCGGUGAUAUCAUACGUUCUAGACAAGAAUAUAAAUCAGGAAUUGAAAAGUUGUACCAGUGGUUGCGCUCAGCCGAAAGUAUUCUUAGUCAGAAGUUGCAAUUGGGCGAUAGCCAACAAAUACAGAAAUACAGUGAAGAUUUACAAAAAUUGGCUUCAGAAAUUGACGACAAUGAGGAACUGUUCAAAAAUAUUAGCCGCAAUAUCCAAGGUCUUAUACAGGAUCUCUCACGUGAAGAAGUCGAUGGCAUGAUGAAGACUCUUAAACUGGAAAAGGAAGCCUUAGUGCGUGUACGCGCUCAAAUACCCAACAAGUUACAUUUAAUACAUCAACUCUUAAUACAACAAGAAUCGCUGGAAGCCGGUCAAAAGGAAAUCCAUCAAUGGCUCAACGAAGCCGAAUCCCUAUUAAGCACCCACACUUUAAGUGGUGGACGCGACAAGGUCAAUGAGGAAUUGAACAAACAUAAAACAUUCUUCUCACGCACCGUCUACUAUCGCUCCAUGUUGGAGAGUAAGAAUAAGGUGUUCCAGAAUCUUUUGAGAAAUGUAACGGCCGACGAAAACAUUGAUCCCACCCAAGCCCAACACAAUAUGCAGCAAAUGAAUGAUCGCUUCAACUAUGUUAUACAAAAUGCCCAGCAAUGGGAACAACGUUUGGGAGAAACUCUCAACAAUUGGAAUAAUUUCAAGGAUAACGAACGUGUUGUCAGCGAAUGGUUGACUCAGGCUGAAACGAUUCUAAUUGAAAAACAUAUUGAAACCAAGACCACCAUUGAGACCCAGAAAUACUUCUUUGAAAAUGUCAACCAAAGAUGGAUGUCCAAUUUGGUGGAGUCGGCUCAGAAUCUGUUGAAAACUUUGCCACCACCAGAACAGAAACCGGUGGUAGAUUCCGUAGAAGGUUUACAAACCAAAUGGCAAAACGUUUUGUCUCAAGCACCUUUGCAUUUAAUGAAAUUGGAAUUCCGUGCCGAAGAAUCACAAUUCCAUCAAACUAUGCAGGAAGUGGAAAAGGAGUUGCAUUUGGAAGAGCAAGCUCUGAAUCGUAACGAAGAUGUUGACUCCAUACUUAAACGCAAUCAACAGUUCUUCUUGCAACAAGGUUCCAUACCCCGAUUGGAGAAUAGUUUGCAAAAUAUGUAUCGCUUAGAUCAAGCCUACAGACAGCAACAGCCCACUGACAACUCCUUGGAGAAUGCCUACAAAAAUGCCCAAGCUCAAUAUGCUCAGCUAUCGAAUAAGAUUGCUACCAUGCGUGAAACUCUACAGCAAAUUCCUGCCCAAUGGGAAUCAUAUCAUGAGAAAUUCAAUGAUAUGGUCGAAUGGAUGAAUACCGUAGACAAGAGUUUAAAGAAUAUUGUCAAUGAAGUCAACAGCAUGGAAGAGUUUGAAAAGGAGAAGGUUGUUUUCCAGAAAAUCUGCCAAGAAGCCGACAAUAAACGUGAAGACAUGAAAUGGUUGGUGAAAACUUUGGAUCAUCUUCUUAGCUAUGCCAGUGAAGAGGAAGCCAAUGCCGAACAGAAGAAACUGGAAGAUCUGAUUGCUCGUUAUAAAAAUCUCAUACCCACCAUUGAAAUUACCAUGGUCAAGACUGAAGUGUUCUCCAAGUGCUAUACCUAUCGCCGUGAGGUACAUGAAGUUGUGUGUCUUUUGAGCAAGGUUAAAGAACAAGCCGCCAACAUACCACCACCCGAUAGUUUGGAACGUGUUAACAAGCUAAUUGAAGAACAACAAUAUGCCAUCAAUCAGUUGGAUCAUCAACGUCCUCAUAUCAUGUCAAUGCUGCAAAGAGGUCGUGACUUAAGCAAGGACGUUCAUGCUCCUGCUUUUGUACAACAUGAAGUAAAGAAUUUGGAAACUGGCUGGAACCAAGCUUAUACACAAACUUCCGAUAAGUUGCAAGCCCUUAAGGGUACUCAAGCCGUCUGGAAUGAGUUUGCCGAUCAAAAGGCCGACAUUUGUUCCAUGUUGCAAGUGGCUGAGACUGAGUUGAGAGCCUUGACUCCUUUGCAAACUGAUCCCAAGAAUGUCAGUCAAGAUUUGAAGGCCAAACGUGAAUUGAAUACUCAACUGCAUCAAGCCUCUCAUCAAUUGUUGCCCAAACUUCAUGCCUUGAAGGCUGAAUUAGCUCCCUUGGCGGCGGCCGAAAAGAGACCCAUAUUAGAGAAGGAAGUUACUGAAGUCGAGAAAAUGUUCUUCAAUACCAUGGAACAUGUAAAGGAUCGUGUUGGUUACUUGGAAGACUACAGUGCUAAAUGGAAUAACUACAAGUCUCGUCUAGCUGAAUUGCAAGAAUGGGCCAAUAAGGUAGCACCAAAGGCCAUAGAAACUUUACACUCAGAAGAUUUAACCCCUGAAGAACGUGUCAUGAAGGUUAACGCUUUCAAGGGUACUUUGGCCGAAAGGAUGAAACAAUUGGAUAUGCUAGCUGCCGAUGCUUCCGAAUUAGCACCCAAAGAAGGCAACAUUGCUGAAGCCAAGAGAUUGAAGGGUGAAAUAACUAAACUUCAAGAAGUUCUCAGUGCCAUCAACCGCAAUGUGGAUCAUCAGGCUCAAGCUGUACAAGAAGACCUUGCCAACUGGCAACAAUUCCAAACCGGCAUCCAGCACUUGAAACCCAUUGUGGAGGAAAGUGAAAUUAAGGUAAAUACUAUAGUCCCUAAACCUAUGUCCCUUGAAGAAGCAGUUGCAUUGCAACAAAAUGCCAAACAAUUCGAAACACAUUGCUUGGAGCAAUUAGACCGACUCCAAGGCAUCUCAAACAUUACACACAAAAUGUUAUGCAAAACCAAUGCCCCUGACGAAGUAGAUGCCAUGCACUCCCGUUGGACCACUGUACACGAAAAUGCUAAACAGGCCAGUGGUAAAUUGGAAAAACUUGUUAGUAAUUGGAAGUCCUUCGAAAAUGAUGCCGGUAAACUUGAAGACUGGAUCGAAAAGGGCGAACAAUGUGUAGGCAAGAAGUCUGCGCUACUCAGUACUCCUCAUGUUGAUAAAUUGGAGAAUGAGUUGGUGCGUCUUAAGUCGUUUAACAAUGAAAUUUCCGAACAACAAGCCAAAUUGGUGGCUUUGGGUCAAUCUGCCGAUCAAAUUAGUUUACAUUUGGCACCUGAGGGUGCUGUUAGUCUUAAGGACCGUGUAAAUACCAUGAAAGCCAAACUGCAGAAAUUGUCGGAAGCCACUCGCGGCAAUAUCAAUGAAAUUUCCGAUGCUAUCAUAGCCCGUCAAGACUUUAACGCUAAAAUGGUUAACUUCUCUAACUGGAUGGAUAACUUGAGAUCUCAACUUGCCCAGGUGGAAGAAAUCAAUCCCGAAAGAGUCGAAACUAGUUUACAUGUCGUCCAUGCUCUUAUGCAAGAACACAAUGACAAGAAGCCCUCCUUUAACGCUAUUUACGAUGAAGUUAAGCAAAUUUCCUUAGGUGCUUCCCCCGAAGAAACUAAAGCUCUAAAUGAAGCUUAUUCAGCUUUGGUAUUAAACUACCAAAACUUGGAAACCAAUAUGCAGCAAAAGAAGGUUUGCUUAGAGAAAUGGACUGAACUAUUGAAUUGGAAGCAUGAAACUGAAAAUCACAUGAACUAUUUGAAACAUCAAAUCGAAAAGCCAGAAGCUCCCCAACCCGUAGAGUUAAACAAAAUAAUGACAGAAAUCUCUGCCAUUGCCAAAAAUGUGCCAUAUUGGAAAGCCCAAGCUAAAGAAAUCGAUGAAAAUCCUGUUAUACAUCUUAAAGAUGCCUUGACCCGCAAACCCUACAUUGCUACACAGAUCGUCAAUGAUGUUGAAAAUAAAUUGGAGAACUUGCAAUUGCGCACACAAAACCAUAAACAACAAAUUGAACAGAUGCAAGUUAGAAAAGAUAACUUCCAUACUUUGGAGAACAACAUGGCACAAGCUUUGCAAGAAAACCGUGCCAAGUUGUCUGAAAUAUUGAAACGUAAACCCAAUCUUGAAAAUAUCGAUCAAAUUAUUGCCGAUCUGGUGGCUCUUAAUGAUGCUUUGAAGGUUCAAUCAGAUCUCAAAAACAAAAUUCACGAUGAGGGUACACAAUUGAUGCGCGAAGAUAUUGCAAGUAUGCCGGCCAUACAAGAUACUCUUUUGCAUAUGGACAAAGACUACGAUUCGCUACAGGGAGAAAUUGCCGAUCGUAUUCAAAAGUACGAAUUGAUUUCUCGUGCCUUACGUGAAUAUGCUGAUAUUAAGAAUAAAUUCUCUCAAGAAAUGAAAAAAGCCAAUGAUCUCUACCACACAAUACCCCAACAGCCAAGAGAUGAAGUUGAACUGCAACAAGCUUCCGAUAAGACACGCAAAACUAUGGACCAAAUUAGAAAGGUUAAGGUAGUUUUAGAUGAAUUUGAUCGCAAGGUAGCGAAUAUCGGAAAACUCUUUGAUAAUAUUGGCGAAGUGAUUCCCCAGGAUAUACCCAAUGAUUUGGCUGCUGCUAAGCAAAGCUAUCAGGAUCUUCACGAUAAGACGGUUAAAAAUGCCCAUAUGUACGAAACCGAAGCUGUUAUAUGGUCUCAAAUUGAAGAUGCCAAAAAGGAUCUCAUGCCCUGGUUGUCCGAAACUAAUCAAGGCUUGUGUGAUGCUGCCGAUAAUAGUAUAGAAAUUGAAUUUGCUCCCAUGCGUCUAACCAAAUACCGUUCCGAAUUGCCUUCUUAUCAGGCCUUGAAAGAUACAAUUGCCGAAAAAUCUGCUGAGCUCUUGAAGAUCAACAACAAUGUUGAAAUUCCUGCUUUGACCUCACUCAAUCAAUUGCUGAAUGAACAAUUUGCUGAGGUGGAAAAUAAUGCCGAACGUCUUAAUGCCAUAACUGCUCAGUUCAAUGAUCAAGAACAAGACUUGAGAAAGAACAUCAAACAAGCCGGUGAACAAGUAGGAAGACUGAGAGAACAACUCAUUAAAUGUGAUGAUAUGUCUGGAGAUAAUACCAAGAUUAUUGAACGCUUGCAAAACUGCAGAGCUCUGCAAGCUGAACUCUCAAAUACUGGCAAUGAAAUUGACAACAUUAAGCAGAAGGUAGAUGAGCUAAAGAGUAUUUAUCCUACAUUCAGUGAAUCCAUUAUUCCCAAAGAACUUAACAAUGUCCAAAAGCGAUACGAUGGUGUUGAUGUUUAUGCCAAGAAAAUUGAAAAUUCUCUUCUACAGUUCCUUAAGAAAUUCCACGCCGAUAAGGUGGGUAUGUUGAAGAGAAUCAUCAGUACACAAAAGGAAAAGGUGGCCUGGUGUCAACCUGAAAGUUCCAGUGAUAAGUAUAACUUGGAUGUUAAGAAAUCUUCUUUGCAAGAAGUAGGCAAAGCCUUGGAAGAUUGCAAGAAAAGACAAGGUGAAAUUGCCAACUCCUUGGAGAUGCUUAAAGCCAUUGAAUCGCCCGAAAAUAUUGCUGAAUUGGUUAAAGAUGCCGAUUUGUUGAAUGCAGAAAUGAAGGACUUAGAAAACUCAUUUGAUCAAAUCAAAAAUAUCUUAAAUGAAAAUGUUGAUCUUUGGGUGGAAUAUGAGAAAUCCAAUGAAGAAUUGAACGCCUGGUUGAGAGAUAUUGAGGGACGUAUUAAGGCUGAAACUAGUAAUCAAAUCAAUCUUAAUGAAAUACCCAAAAAAUUGCAAGAACUUGCUGCUCUCCAGCAGGAUAUCAAUGAACAUGGUCCCAUUAUAAACAACUUGGAAAAGACCUCUCAGCAAUUGAUUGCCAAAAAUCCAGAGGCUCGCAUUGGUCAAUUUGUUACACAUUUAGUACAACGUUACCAAACCGUAGCUAAGGGUCUACAACAAUAUAUGGAUAAACUAAAUGAAACUGCCAAGGCCAAUGAUGAUUAUAAUGCCGCCCUAACUGAUGCCACCGAUUGGUUGUCCGAGGCUAAGGUUGAAUUCCAAGAAUUAGCUCGUAUGGGUUCACCAGGUUCAUCCUCAGCCACUGCCCAACAAUUGCAGACAAUUAAGAAUUACCUGAAUACUUUCGAUAAUGGACAGAUUUUGCUAAACAAUGCUGUUGACAUUGGUGAAGCCAUGUACACUUCAGUUACACCCGAAAACCGUGAAAAGAUUCGUGCUCAAUUGAGAAACUUGAGAGAAAACUUUGAUUACUUGCGUGACGAGGCAAAUGCCUUGAUGCAACAAGUUGAAGGUGUACUGAUCCAGAAGACCACAAUUGAAGAAAGUUACACUCAAGUAUCGCAUUAUCUCAAUGAAUCCAAGGCCAAGGCUGCUGCCAGUGAUGAAUUAUAUCCCACUUUGGCGGCCAAAAAGGCUGCUCUACAAAACUACAAAGUUCAAUUACAAGAAGCCACUUUGCACAAGAAUGCUUUGAAACAGUUGCAAGAGAAGGCCAUAGCCUUGUGUGAUGACGAAUCGGAACGUAAGACCGAAGAGUCCAUUAAGGAAUACAAUGACUUGUCUAAGAAGAUUACCGAUAGAAUUGGUGUAGUUACUAAUCAAGUUGCCAAGCAUGAAGCUUAUGAUCAAGUUUUGGAAAAGGCACAAGAUUGGUUGAAUACCAUCAAAUCAGAAGCCAUUGAUAUACUCAAUGAAACCACUUUCGAGAAGGAAGGUGCUGAAGAAAAACUUAUUGUUGUAGAAAAUCUUUUGCAACAUAAACCCGAAGGUGAUCAAAUAUUCGAAACCUGCCAACAACUUUUGAAUACGGUACUUUCGCAAACACAUCCUUCAGGACAUCCAGCCUUGUUGAAGAGUUUCCAAGAACCCAAAAAUGCUUGGGAUGAAUUUAUGGUUUUGUGUGAAGACUCUUUGGUUAAACUAAAACAAUUGUGCUCCAAAUGGGAUGAAUUUGAAACUAUAAUUGAUGAAAUCGACAACUGGAUGAAGGGUGUUGAGGCGGUGGUUAAGAAUCAAUCGCUUAAGAGUACAGCCGAAGCCAAGAAAGCCCAUUUGCAACAGCUGUUGGCAUUUGCCAAUGAUAUCGAAAAGAAAGCCAAAUCCAUUAAUGAUCUCAUGGAUCAAGGACGUGAAAUUGAAGGAGAAACUGACUUGAAUCUUAAAUUAUCCCGUUUGAAUACCAGAUAUCAAACCUUGAAGAAUCUCUGCAAGGAAUCGAUUGCCAAAUACCAAAACUAUGUCAAAGAUCAUGAAGCUUUCGAUCAGGAAUACGAAAAAUUCAAACAAGAAUUACAGUUGUGCAUUGAUGAAUUGGAAAAGAACAAGGAUGUAGUAGGCGAUCAAAAUCUUUUGCAAGAAAGACAAAACAAAUUGAGAGAUAUGUCGGACAAGAGAAUUAAUGAUGGUACAAUCUUUGAAAAUCUCAUAGAUAAUGGUGAGAAAUUGUAUGGUCACACUAGUCCUGAUGGUCGUGAAAUUAUACGUCAACAAUUGAGAAAUCUACGCACUAUGUGGGAUAACUAUACGGAUGAUCUUAAUCAAGCUUCACAGAAAAUUGAUCAUUGUAUACUACAGUUUAAUGAAUUCUCCAUUGCCCAAGAUCAGUUGACUAAAUGGCUUAAGGAUGUCGAUAAGGCCAUGCAAAGUCACACCGAACCCAAGACAACUUUACAAGAAAAGAGAGCCCAAUUGCAAAACCACAAACUAUUGCAUCAAGAAAUCACCACCCACAAUGUAUUGGUGGACAAUGUCUGCGAUAAGGCUCAAGCUUUAGUUGAUCAAAUCAAGGAUAAUUCACUCAACGUGUACUUGCAAUCUAUUAAACAAUUGUUCAAUAAUAUUGUACAAAAAUCCGAAGAAAUCUUAAACAAUUUAGAUGAUUGUGUUCAAAAACACAACGAUUUGAAUAACCAAGUUUCCGCCGCCAAAGCCUGGAUUUCGGGAGAAAAAGCUAAACUUCUCGAAUGUGAUGAUGCCUAUGGCGAGAAGUCCGAUAUUAAACGUAAAAUCGAAACUUUGCGUCAUUUGGCUGAAAAUAAACCACAAGCCAUGAAAAUCGUUACGGAAAUUAGAGAACAAUUCGAAAAGGUUAAACCUUCAACUUCCGAGAAGGGCAAUGAAGUUCUAAAUAAGGAAAUUGAUGAAUUGGAAACCACCAUUAAAUCUCAUUUCGAUGAUAUUGAAGGUAUUGAAGGCAAACAGAAUGAUGUUUUGCAACAAUGGAAUAACUUUGAACAAAAAUUGGACGAACUAACCAAAUGGUGCAGAUCUGCUGAAGCUGUCUUCCGCGAACAACAAUUGCAGUCGACAUUACACGAAAAGGUCGAACAAUUGGAGAAAUAUAAAAUACAAAGAGAUUUAAUUUUACAAAAGGAGAAGGAAAUUGAUGCCUUUGCCGAUGCUGCCCAUGCACUGCUUAACAAUUGUGGUGCUGAUCGUUUGAAGACUUUAACUUCUCAAAUUACCAAUCGUUAUCAACUGUUACAAGUACUAAGCAAGGAGGUGGUCAACAGAUGGUCUAACUUAGUCGAUGAUCAUCAGUUCUAUCAGGAUAAAUAUAACGAAGUUGAUUUGUGGCUGCAACCUAUUGAAAAACAACUGGAACAUGCUGAAAAAGAAGAUGCUUCCCAGGUUAGCAAUAUACUGCAAGUUUUAUUGUCUGAAAAGGAACAAGCUGAAACCCUAUUCGCGGCUCUAAAUGCGGCUGGUGAAAAGGCCUUGCCCGAAACUUCUACACAAGGAAGAGAGAAGUUACGUAAGGAAAUGCGUGACAUUCGUGAUAGAUGGGAUAAAUUGGAUGAAGGUAUACGCAAUCUGCAAAAGAAACAGGAAGCCCAAACUGUUCAGCUUUCCAGCUAUCAAGAUAUACUGGGUCAAGUUGUCAAUUGGUUGGAUCAGGUUGAGAAGGCCAUACAAAAUGAAAAUCCUGCUACCUGGACUAGUGCCCAGGAAAUACGUUCGAAAUUGUAUAAAUUCAAGACCACACAACAGGAUAUUAACUCUCACAAACGUAUAGUGGAGGCUGUAAAUGAAAAGGCCACCAUUUUGCAAAACACAACACAACCGGCCAAUGCCGCCCAAAUUAAACAGGCCGUGGAUGAUGUUAACAAACGUUAUGAAAAGGUUUCCAACGAUUGUAAUAAUCUAAUGCAAAAACUGGAAGAAUCCUUUGAUGUUUAUCAGCAAUUUAGUGAAUUGCAAAAGGCCCAACAGGACUAUCAAAAGAACUUGUGGGAUCGUUUGACCAGCUACUCUGAGUACUCUGGCAAUAAACCAGCUUUACAGGCACGCUUAAGCAAGAUUAUCGAAAUUCAAGAUUUGCUACCGGAAGGUUCACAAAAACUACAAACUUUAUCGGAUCACAUCGAUAACAAUGCCAAGAUCUUACCGGCCCGUUCCAAGGAAGCCAUGACACGCGACUUGAGCAACUUACAUGCUGAUUUCGAAAAGUUCUCUGCCGCCUUAAGUGACGUUAAGAGUGGUCUCGAAAAUCGUCUCCAACAAUGGGGAGAUUAUGAAGUAAAUCUUGAUCAAUUGAUCUCCUGGUUGGCAGAAUCGGAAAAUGCCUUGAAAAAUUACAAUCCCAAGUCCACUAUGGAGGAAAAAGAAGAUCAACUCAACAAAUUCCAAUCAUUGGCUCAUAACUUAAGACAAAAGGAAAUCGAAUUCGAGAAAAUUAAGGAUGAUUCUUCGGAAUUGAUACAAAGUUCGGGAGAAACUCGUAUUGCAGUCAAUGUCCAACAGGUCACUUCGAGAUUCCAAUCGAUACAGGCUACUACCAAGGAAAUCCUUAAGAAAUGCGAACAAGCUGUGCAGGAUCACAAUGCUUUCAAUGAAAAAUACAAGCAAUGUUCCGACUGGAUGGCAAGUGCCCAAGCUAAAUAUGAUGACAGCAGUGAUUUGGCUCAAGUGGGAACACGCGAAGAUUUACUUAAAAAACAAAUUGCCUGCAAGGAAUUGUUGGCCCAACAACCUUCAGCUACAUUGUUGUUGAACAAUACCAUUGAAUGUGGAGAGAAAUGCUAUCCAUCAACGGCCACCGAAGGCCGUGAGGCAAUUCGUUCACAAUUGGAGGAAUUGCAGCAGACCUUUGACCAACUCUUCGACAAAAUCAACACUAAUGCCAGAAAAAUUCAAGAUCAAAUGUCCAAAUGGUCUGGUUUCGAUGAAAUCGCCGAAAAACUGCAAAACUGGUUGCUUAAUAUUGAAAAAACUAUACCCGCCGACAUUGAACUCAAGACGACAUUGGAUGAAAAGAGAGCUAAAUUGCAAAAUUAUCGUGAUGCUCUAAACGACAUCAAUAAUCAUCAAGCUGAAAUUGGCAAUUUGCAAGAGAUUACCGCCAAUCUACCCGAAAAAACUGAACAUGUUGAGGAAACCACUAAAGACAUUGUUGAACGCUAUAACAAGGUGCAAAAACGUGCUCAGCAGUAUGUGGAAAAUUACGAAAGAUUUGUGAGUGCUCAUCAACAGUACUGUAAGGCUGUUAUGGAUGCUCAAGAGUUUAUUGAAUCUACUCAUAGUACCAUUGACUAUUGGGGAGAUUUGGAUUUGGAACAGGUAUCGCUACACACCAAUUUGGAUCGUCUUAAGAACUUGAAAUCUAAUUUGGCUGAUGAAUUCCCUCGUGUGGAUCAAGUCAGAACAUUGGGUGAAUUAGUUAUACCCGGUACUGUAGAAAGCGGCCAAGUUAAUAUUAAAUCUCAAAUCGAUAAUACCCAACAAGAAUGGGAAAGCCUUAUAGCUAAUCUUAACUCUACCAUUGAAGCCAUAGAGCUACGUUUACAACAAUGGUCCGAUUAUGAGCAAUUGCGUGAUCAAUGCUUGGCCUGGAUUAGAGAUGCUGACAACAAAUUACAUUCCGUUGACUUAAAGGCCAAAUUGGCCGAAAAGAAAUCCCAAUUGGAGGAGCUUAAGACUUUGCAAGGUGAAGUAAGAGCUAAGGAAUUGGAAAUCGAUAAUGUAUCUGAAAAGGCCCAACUACUAAUGAAGGGUCCUUCGGCCUCACGCAGCUCGGGACCUGAAUUGGUUACUAAAUACCAACAACUAUUCCACAAAGUCAAGGAACUUAACAAUCGUUGGCAACAAUAUGUUACUUCCCAUCAAGAAUUCGAUAACUCUAUUUCCGAAGUUACCGCCUGGAUUAAUGGCAUUAAGGAGAAACUUGAUUACUGCUCGGAUAUGUCUUCAAUGAAUCAAAAGGAAUUGGACAAAAAGUUGGCUACUAUUCAAGAUGUUACUCUGAUGAAAGAUGAAGGUUCCGCUAAAGUAUUGAGUAUCGUGGAGUUGGCCCAAAAUGUUUUGGCCAACACCGCUCCCAAUGGUCAUGAUGCCAUCAAUAAGGAAUUGUCCGAUUUACAAGAUCUUUGGUCUUCAAUUGCUUUGCGUAUUGUCGAUGUAAAGGGUCAAUUAGAUGAUUCCAUUACACAAUGGUCUGGUUUCUUGGAACAAAUACAAAACGUUAAUAAAUUCAAUGAUUCUAUGGAUGCUACGCUCAAGGAACUUUCCGAAUAUCAAGCAACAAUGCCCGAAAAGAGAGCACAACUUGAUCGCAUUAAGUCGACCGAAGAGAAGGUACGCAUGGAGAAAAUCGAUGUGGAUUCGUUGAAAUCUCAAGCUAAGGAUAUGAUCGCUAGUGGUCAACAGAGUCAACAAGCAUUCCAGGCCCAAAAGGUUUUGGAUAGAUUUGAUGAAUUGGCUGCUAAGGCAGAAAAACUGCUAACCGAGAGACAAGAUCAAUAUAGAGACCACCGGUUAUACAAGGAAGCCUAUGAUGAUUUGGUCAGUUGGAUUAGCAGAGCCAGAGAGAAGUUCCCCUCAUUGAAGCAAAGCAGUCUCAGCGAUAAAUUGGCCAUUGAAAAUGCCGUACAAGCCACUGAGAAUAUGUUGAACAAACAGGCUCAAGGGGAAUUGUUAGUUGAACACUUGACCCAUACCGGUGAGGUGGUAAUGUCCAGUACUUCACCCCAAGGUCAAGAAAUUAUACGCAAUGACAUACGCUCUCUCAGAGAUAGUUUCGAAUCUUUGUUCCGUGAUAUUAGCUCCCAAAAGGAGAAUCUAGAGGAAACCAUGAACCAAUGGAGAGCCUACAAAGAGGAAUACGAACGUCUCAUGGAAUGGUUGCAACAAAUUGACAUUUUAGUUAAGAAUCACAAGUUGAACUUAUUGCCUAAUUUGAGAGAGAAAGAAAAACAAGUUGCCGAUAUGCGUGACAUUAUGGGCAGACUCGAAAAGGGCAAGGGAGAUAUAGAAAAGUUCAAUAACUCCGCUGCUGGUCUCCUGAAAUCACACUUGGAUACCUAUGUCAACAAUCAGCUGAGACAUUUGAAUUCUAUGUAUCAAGUACAGGUCAAUUUGGCUAAAGAUGUUUUGAAAAAGGUCGAAACCAACUGCGAACAACAUCGUGAAUUUGAAGGUAAUCUACAGAGCGCCAAAGAUUGGAUUAAUCAUGCCAAGGAUGUGAUUAGAGAGGCAAGUGAAUCUUCUAGUGCUGGUUCUAAGGAACUGCUUGAAAAGCGUUUGGAAAAGAUACAGACACUUAUACGUAACCGUGAAGUGGGUCAAAAUCUGGUGCACACCGCCAUUAAUAAUGGUGAAAAGGUGGUGCGUAAUACCCGCUCCGAUGGCCGUGAUGCUAUUAACAAUGAAAUGAAGGAAUUGCAAAACGAUUGGGAUCGUUUGGUUAAGAAAAUGUCUACGGCCAAGGUUCAAUUGGAGACUAAUCUUUUGCAAUGGGCUGACUACAGCUCCAGCUAUACACAAUUGCAGAAAUGGAUUGCCGAUAGAGAAUCUAAAUUGCAGCAGGCCUGCGAACAAAAGAUACACAAAUCCAAGGGUGCUCCUAGACUUAGCAGUGGUUUGAGUGAACGCAAGGCUAACUUGCGUCAAACCAACAAUAUUGUCCAGGAUAUAGUGUCCUUCGAACCUAUGAUCCAAUCGGUUACAUCCAAGGCCUCUGAUUUGCAACAAGGUGCCCCUGCCUCGGAAAUAUCCAACAAAUACGAGACUCUCACCAAACAGGCCAUGGAAUUGUAUGAAAAACAAAAGAAUACUAUUGAUCAAUACCAAGCCUUUAUUGAUUGCGGUAAUGAUUUUGCCACCUGGUUGCGCAAUGCUAAGGAACGCUUGAGCAAAUGCUCCGAACCCACGGGUGAUAAGCAAGCUUUGGCCGAAAAGACUCAUCAAUUGAAGAUUUUACAAAGCGAAGUACCCGAGGGACAAAAGAAACUGGAGGCGGCUUUAGCUCAAGGCGAAAAGGCCUGCAACGAGGCAGAACCUGAAGAUAGAGAAGUUAUUGAACAGGAGGUGGCGCUAUUGCAAGAAGAAUUCGACACCUAUGUUGAUAAUCUCAUGAAGACUAAGGAUUACUUGGAAAUGGGUAUUGUUAAAUGGUCCGAUUACCAAGAUCAAUACACUGAAGCUUUGGAUUGGUUAACUAAAACCGAAGCUUUGGUUCAAUCCUACAAUAAAUUACAAGAGAAUCUUACCCAAAAGAAGGUGGUGCUCGAAGAGUUCCAAGGUCACUUGCAAACCCUAUUCGAUUGGCAAAAGACUUUGGAUCAUUUGAAUAUGAAGGCACAAAUGCUAUUGGAGACCUGCUCUGAUACCAGAAUUAGUAAUGCCAUUAUGCAGCUUACCACCAAAUACAAUGCCCUGUUAACCCUAGCCAAGGAGGUAAUGCGCCGCUUGGAAAUGCACUAUCAAGAACAUCAACAACAUCACACUCUAUACGAAGAAUGUCAAUCGUGGAUCGAACAAACUAGAGAGAAAUUGCAACAAUGCGAAAUUAUACCCGGAACUUUGAAUGAGGUACAAAUCAAACUUAAUACAGUUAAGAAUCUAAGACAAGGUUUCGAAUCGGGUCAAAAUAAGUUACGCUAUUUGCUGGAACUUAAGGAAAAGGUUAUAAUGAACACCGAACAAAGUGGAGCCGCUAAAAUACAAGAAGAUACGGACACUUUGAAACAGGACUAUGAGGAUUUGCUUAAUCAAAUGAAUGAUGUUAAGCAGAAGUUAAUGAACCGUUUGGCCAAAUUGGAAGAAAUCUUCAAAAUGUAUAAGCUGUUGCAAGAAUGGCUAGAAGAUGUAGAACCCUCAUUGAAAACAUCCGAUGACUAUCUAAACGAUUUGAGUGAAAAGCGAGCUGCUUUAGAGAAAUUCCGUGCCAUACAAAGAGAUUUCAAUGGACACAGUGAUAUGGUGGAAAAGAUUAAUAAACGUUUGUCCGAAGAUAAUUCCCUAGAUCGUAAUGAUUUUGCUGCUGGUCUGAAUAAAUUCGAUGAGCUGCAACAAAAGGUUAAUGCCAUUAUUGAAUCGCUGGAAAAUCAAGUUAAUAAUCAUGACAAAUACAAGCAAUCGCUCAACGAACUCCAGGAAUGGUUGCGCAAUACUAGAAUUGAAAUCGAACAAUGUUCGAAUUGCCAUGGCGAAAAGCAACAGGUUGAAGAGCGUCUCAACAAAUUGGGUGAUAUUGACUCGAGCAUGAUCACUGGCAAGUCCUUGCUAGAAGCUUGCCAAGAACUAUCUCAAGCCGUUAUAAGCACUAGCGGUAAUGAGGGUCAAGACAGUGUGACACAAGAAAUCAAACAUUUGUCGGCCGAAUGGGAUGCCGUACAAGCCAUGUCCCGUGAUGCUAGAUCUAAUCUUGAGUCGGCCCUUAAUGCCUGGUCCAGCUUCUUGCAGAAAUUCAAUAAGAUCAAUAAAUGGAUUGAAGAUAUUUCCCAAAGAGUUAACCAUGCCAGCGAAACUGAGAAUAAAACUCCCGAACAUUUGGUUAAUGCCAAGAAACUUCUUGAAGAAGUUGUGGCUGAAAAGGACAAUGUAGAAGAUUUGAAUGAUGCCUGCGAAUUAUUAAUGGAACACAGUGCCUGCUCUAGAGUUCGUGAUCAAACUGUCGAUACUCAAGCCAAUUAUACUAAAUUGUUAACAUCUGCCCAAGGUUUGGUAUCUAAGAUCGAAAAGAAUUUGUCCGAUCAUACUGAAUUCCUUAACUAUAAAAAUGAAAUGGAUGCCUGGAUUGAAAAGGCCCAACAAGUUUUGGAUAGCUGCAAUGGCGAUGAUGAUGUACAAAAGUUGGCCCAACAAAUCGAAACUGUGAAUUCCUUGUCCCUACGUUUGCCCGAGGGUCAACACCUUUUGGGUAUGGUACAAGAUGCCUAUUCCAAGGCCUCCAAUGUCUUGCCCGAAGAUAAACAAGAAAAAUUGCGUGAUCUUAUGACUAAAGUACGCGAAGACUGGGAUGCAUUGGGUGUAGCCAUUAAACAGAAAUUGAUUGAUUUGAAACAGAAACAAUCACGCUGGUCUGACUACUCGGCUAAUAUGGAGAAAUUGGAGAAAUGGCUUAAUGAAGUUGAAAACAAUUUGAAAACUCAACCCGAUACUAAGGGAGAGUUCAGUGAAAUGAAGACACAAUUGGAACGUUACAAGUCACUGCAGGGUGAAAUUAAACUCAAGGGUUCGGAAUUGGAAAAUCUUAUUGCGGAAGCUAAAGAAUUGGGCACUGAUCUCGAUGAUGUGCAUCGUUUGCAGGCUAGAUGGGAUAAGGUUAAAAAUGAUUGUGCCAAUCACAUUAAGAACUUGGAGGGAGAAAUCAAUGAUUAUACUUCAUAUCAUCAAGCUUUGCAAGAUAUAGAAAAAUGGCUUUUGCAAAUUUCCUUCCAAUUGAUGGCACACAAUUCCUUGUUCAUCUCUAAUCGUCAACAGACUCAGGAACAAAUCAAACAACAUGAAGCUUUAUUGGAUGAAAUACAAAAAUAUCAAGCCAAUAUUGAUGAACUUAAUGCUAAGGGUAAAAUGCAAAUUAAACGUUAUGAAGCUACUACCCCGGCCAUUAGAGAUACCGUGGAAUCCCAAUUGAAGAAUAUACAAGACAGUUAUAAUUCGUUGUUGCAGACCUCAGUGCAAAUACGCAAUCGUUUGCAAGAGUCUUUGGCUAAAUUCCAAGAAUAUGAAGAUACUUUGGAUAGUAUCAUGCGUAACUUGGAGGAAUAUGAACCCAUUAUACAAACCGAAUUGGAUGCUCCUGCCACUACCUUGGAAAUGGCCCAAAAUCAAUUGAAAUGUGCCCAAAAUAUGCAAAAUAAAUUGAACAAUGAAAAGUCUAGAUUGGCUAGUGCCGUGCAGGCUUGUGAAGCAGCCACUGCUUCCAUUAGCAGACCCAGCUCACCUUUGGAAACGGCCAUGCAAGUUAUACCCGAACGUGAACUUAUAGUGCGCGCCAAACUUGAAGAUUUGUUGGAUCAGAUACCCAGUAAAAGAACUCUAAACUCAACUAAGGAUAAUGACGUUACAGUCGAUGUUGAGCUUUCUGAAGUUAAUGAUAUUUUACUGGAUGCUGUAGCUCAUGAGCGUAUACAAAAUUUCAAGCAAAUAAUACGUUUAAAUUUUAAACUUGUCGAACGUUUGUACGCUCUCAACACUAAG